Molecule: messenger RNA, 880 nt
Organism: Aspergillus ochraceoroseus IBT 24754
Lineage: Eukaryota; Fungi; Ascomycota; Eurotiomycetes; Eurotiales; Aspergillaceae
Product: HSP70/90 family co-chaperone CNS1
Exons: 1
Coding region: 81-713 (210 amino acids)
Biological process (GO): protein folding
Molecular function (GO): Hsp90 protein binding
Source: RefSeq, a predicted model, not a curated record
AUUACCGGUCUACAACACUUGAUUGUGCUGAGGUGAUCAAGUUGAAUCCUCGGAAUGUCAAGGCGUAUUACCGUUCCUCGAUGGCGUUGUUUGCGCUCGAUAGGAUUCCCGAAGCGGAGGAUGCAGCGGCACGUGGGUUGGCGCUUGAACCGGAGAAUAAGCCAUUGCAGAUUGUUGCGUCGAAGAUUGCCGAGCGCAAGACUGUCCUGGAACGUAUUGCGGCGAAGAAGAAGGCCGAGGGGGAAAGAGAACGCAAGGAGAAGCUAUUACUGGACACUGCGCUGAAGGCCAGGCAGAUCAGAACACGCAAGACCAACCAGCCACCCGAGAUGGAGGACGCGGGCAUCCGUCUGACCCCGGACCCUCUGUCGCCUGAAAGCACCCUUGAAUUCCCCACAGUGCUGCUGUACCCGAUGGAUGCGCAGUCGGAUUUCAUCAAGGGCUUCUCUGAAAUGUCUUCGAUCACGGACCACCUUGAGUACAUCUUCCCGUUGCCAUGGGAUACGAGGAAGGAGUAUACGAUCGCAGGCGUGGACUGCUUCAUGGAGACCAACACCGGGGGUCUGAUCAAGGCAGGCAAGAAGCUGCCGCUGUUGCAGAUUCUGAGCGGAGGCAAGGUCGAAGUGGUCGACGAGAUGGUCCGCAUCUACGUGGUGCCGACCGCCAAGAGUGCAGAGUUCAUUGCAGCCAUCAAAGCGCGCAAAACUGGCUGAGUGAGAAAUACCUUGCUUGGUUCCAGAUAGUGGAUGCCGGCAUCUACGACCCACGGGGGAGUCCGGAGUAAGGGAACGACUACCUACUACUCUGUACGGCGUCUCUGCCGAAAGGAAGAAACGUUCGGAGACUCUGCAUCAGAUCCCAUGACGAAUCCAGACCCCAU